Messenger RNA from Lichtheimia ornata, 336 nucleotides. RefSeq lists its product as uncharacterized. The transcript is spliced from 3 exons. Gene Ontology annotation, molecular function: ATPase activator activity. Bases 1 to 336 code for a protein of 111 amino acids. The record is from RefSeq and is a predicted model, not a curated record. Gene Ontology annotation, biological process: protein import into mitochondrial matrix. NCBI's taxonomy places the organism in Eukaryota, Fungi, Mucoromycota, Mucoromycetes, Mucorales, Lichtheimiaceae. Gene Ontology annotation, cellular component: PAM complex, Tim23 associated import motor.
AUGUCUACGCCUGUAAUUGUCGGCUUUGCUGUUGCUGGUGCUGCCACAGCCGCUCGUCUCGGUAUGCGGGCUUUUCAAGAAUACCAAAAGAUGCCAAAGGCACCAAAGGUCCCACGCAUGUCGAAAUUCCACAAGGGUGGCUUCGAUGCCAAGAUGAAUAAGCGUGAGGCAGCCCUUAUCCUUGGUUUGAGAGAAUCCCAAGCAACAAAGAACAAGGUCAAGGAAGCACAUCGAAAAAUCAUGUUGUUGAACCAUCCUGAUCGUGGAGGAUCUCCCUAUUUGGCCACCAAGAUCAAUGAAGCCAAGGACUUUUUAGAAGGCAAAGCAAGAAAGUAG